Zingiber officinale is the source of this 990-nucleotide messenger RNA. Its product is annotated as GDSL esterase/lipase At5g62930-like. Lineage: Eukaryota; Viridiplantae; Streptophyta; Magnoliopsida; Zingiberales; Zingiberaceae. The transcript has 6 exons. Bases 81 to 830 code for a protein of 249 amino acids. Gene Ontology annotation, molecular function: hydrolase activity, acting on ester bonds. The record is from RefSeq and is a predicted model, not a curated record.
CCACCGCCAUCACCGACACCAAACACACCGAUCUGUGUCCGGAGAUUUCGGCGGAGCGGGCGAAGAAAGCGGAGGACAAGAUGCCGAUCGGGGCGCCGGAGAAGGCUAGGCCGCAGUUCGUUCUUUUUGGGGAUUCCAUCACAGAGCAAUCCUUCAAGCUUGGCGGGUGGGGGGCUUCGCUUGCGAACACCUACUCGCGAAAGGCUGAUGUAAUUGUAAGAGGUUAUGGUGGCUACAACACAAGAUGGGCUCUAUUUUUGCUUAAUCACCUCUUUCCCCCGAACUCCUUGACACCUCCUGCUGUGGUAACUAUUUUCUUUGGUGCAAAUGAUGCAGCAUUGUUGGGACAGACAAGUGAACGACAAUAUGUUCCUCUUGAAGAAUACAAGGAGAACCUAAGAAAAAUUGUCAAACAUUUGAAGGAUUGUUCAUCCACUACACUGGUAGUACUGAUCACUCCACCCCCAAUUGAUGAGGAUGGGCGGAAGGAAUAUUCAAGAUCCGUAUAUGGUGAGAAUGCAAUGAAACAACCAGAAAGGACGAACGACAAUACCGGCACUUAUGCUAGGCAGUGUGUGGAGCUAGCUAAAGAGUUGAAUGUUCCCUGCAUUGAUCUGUGGUCGAAGAUGCAAGAAACAAUAGGAUGGCAGGAAAGGUUUCUAAGUGACGGCUUGCACCUAACAAAAGAGGGCAAUGCAGUGGUCCACCAAGAAGUGGUACGAGUACUCAUUGAUAACCAUCUCCAAGCUGAAAGAAUGAAACACGAUUUUCCUCACCACUCGAUGAUCGAUGGUAAUCACCCUGAAAAAGCAUUUGCAGCAGAGAGCUAGGAUCUUUAUUUACCUCCCAUGACAGAGUCAUGCAAAUUCUUCAAACUUUUCAUUUCAUUUUAUUGUGCUAAUUGGUCGUCAUUCCAACAUUCUGUUGAGCUUGCGCUAUACGUUGUCAUGGCAGAACAAGUCUCAAAUAAAUUCAACUAUUUGCGAGCUA